UUUUUUUUAUUCUUUUCCUUAUUAUACCAAGCUAGCCGGUCCCAUCAAAAACAUAUAAAAGGAGCAAAAACCAUGGUUCUUUUAUUUGUAUUUUCCUCUUUUAUUAUUAUUAUUUUUUACCUCUUUUUACAACAAUGUCUUCUACUCUCAUCUUCCAAGUGAACUGUAACGGUGAACAACAUCAACUCGAACUUGCAAAGGACCAAUGUAACUGGACCAACUUUUAUAAUGCAUUGAAAGAAACGCUUUCAUUACCUGCAAAUAUCACACCAAGUGAAUCGGCUCUUUACUAUCUCAAGGAUAAUAACAAACAACGUAUUGAAGAUGCUUCUGAUUUUGCCGUUUUGCUGAUGACUCUUAUGGAUACAAAACAAACCAAAGCUCAACUUUUUUAUGGCGAUAAUAACGCUGAAGACGGUGACUGGGAAUGGACACCUGAAGGAAAAGACAUGGAUCAAACAUCAAACAAACAAGUACCUGACGACAAUCAUGUAUCAUCACCUGAAUAUACGACCUGUUACUCACGUCUUGGUGAAGUGAUCGACAAACACCAUAGUAAAAUCACACCUGACCCUUUUCUUCGUAUGGUUUGCCGUCGUUUAGCUUGCAAACUUAUCAUGCGCCCGGACUUGACCAUCAUCAACUCUCUGGAUACUUGGUUGGAUGGAUACGACAGUAACAAUACCACUACCAAAAACAAUAACGACAAUAAGAAAUCGUGUGAACAUCAUGACAAGAAACAUUCGUGUAUGCGCAAUCGACAAGCAUUUAUCUCCUUGCUUCCUGAUGACAUUUCCAAAUUCUUGAUGACUCACCACGAUGGCCAUCAUGGCCGUCACUCUCACCACUUUUAUGAUUCUUUCUUACACGAGGAUGAUUCAAUGAACAACUGCCACCGUGGAGGAAAACGAAGACGACAUUGUAUGAAUAAAUCAUUCCCUUUUGAUAUUCUCUCUGAUGGAAAAUUUGGAGGACCUGACGACAUUUUCGACAUGGCUAAUGGUUCCAGACAUGACAAGAAGCAUGGAUGUAAAGCGGACAAGUUGCGGAAACUAUUCGAAAAAUUGCAUAAUGAUGAUGAUGGACAUCAUUAUCAUCAUGGCCAUCAUGGUCAUCAUCAUGGACGUCGAGGUGAACAUCAUCAUUUUGGUGGACGAGGUGAACAUCAUCACUUUGGAAGAGGUAGACAUCAUCAUUUUGGUGGAAGAGGUGGACAUCAUCACUUUGGCGGACGAGGUGAACAUCAUCACUUUGGAAGAGGUGGACAUCAUCACUUUGGUGGAAGAGGUGGACAUGGUGGUCGUCCUUUCUCAUUUGGUCAACCAAUCCCUUGGGCGGUACAAUCUCAUGGCGAUCUUUAUGUCAACCUUUAGUAUUAUUAUUUUAGUCUUAUAGUUAUUCUUAUUGUUAUUAUUUGUUAGUAGUAUAUUAAUUAGUGUUAUUAUAUUAUAUUAAAAAAAAACCAAUAAAAAAAUUUGAAAAGAUGGGGUUUGUACCAUCAAAAAAAA
Messenger RNA from Halteromyces radiatus, 1508 nucleotides. RefSeq lists its product as uncharacterized. The record is from RefSeq and is a predicted model, not a curated record. NCBI's taxonomy places the organism in Eukaryota, Fungi, Mucoromycota, Mucoromycetes, Mucorales, Cunninghamellaceae. Bases 135 to 1373 code for a protein of 412 amino acids. The transcript has a single exon.